UCUGUCUGUUGGUAUGUACAGGGGAAACUCUGCAUUGCCGCAGGUGACGCUCACCUAAAGCUCUCUCGUCGACUGAAUUCAGAGAGAGGAGAGAGUCCAGAGCAGUACAAGGUGUUCCGAAAGCGGCAACUGAACAACUGUGGCAUUUUAAUGCGCAGCAAACCGGAUGCUAUCUCUCUCACGUCCACCUGGAGAUUUGCUGCAUUCGCGGUGAUAUGAGCGUGACUACCGGACGCUGAGCAGCGGAAUCCCUCAUUGCUCUCUUUCUUCCUCUCUCUCUCUCUCUCUCUCUCUCUCUCUCGCUCUUUCUCUUUUCUUUCAAUCUCUCCCUCUCUCUCUUUCUUUGCGGGUUCACUACACAGGCUACCCGCCAGUUAGCCGUUUCAGCACGUUUCAGAACCAGUACAAUGGAGCGGCUCAGAUUCAGCACCUUGGACAGCGCAGGACUUCUGCUACGUUUGUUCGGGAUCCUGGCCCGGUUGACCGUGACGGCUGAGCAGGAGGGAGAGAAUCUCUCCGGUCUGUCCACCAACCCAGACAAAGACAUCUUCGUGGUCCGGGAGAACGGGACCACCUGCCUCAUGGUCGAGUUCGCUGUCCGCUUCACGGUCCCCUUCGACGUCCUCGCGAUCAACGGGAUAGACCUCAUCACGGAGAAUGCGUAUCUGGCUCUGCCUCGCGGGGCAGACAUUGAAGGGAAAUGCGGGAGCCAGGACGCCGAUAUACACAUCUCGUGGAAGGAUAAGGCCUACACACUCCGCAUCAACUUCGUCAAGGAAACCCGUGACAAGGGAGAUGAGGUGUGGAAGAUUAGCAAAUUGCAGUUUGUUUAUGACACCUCGGAGAAAACGCAUUUCAUCAACCCAUACAACCCUGGGAAGCACACAGCCAGCUCCCACGGUCUGUCAGCGUUAGUGACCCCCGCUGGCCGCUCGUAUGUCUGCGAGGCUAAGCAGACACUCACCCUCAUCUCCAGUGACCACCAGAAGGGAGUGACUGUCGCCAUGAGUGACAUUCAGAUCCAGCCCUUCGACAUCAACUCAGACUUCAUGUUCAGUGAAGCCUAUAAGUGCAUCACGGACCAGCGGGAACAGCUGGAGGAGACUCUUCCUCUGAUCCUGGGUUUCAUCCUGGGCCUCAUCAUCGUCAUCACGCUGUCCGUCUACCACUUCCACCUCAAACUGACCGCUGUCACCCAGCCACAGCUGCCCCGCGACCGGUCCAUGUACAAGAACAUGUAAGGAACUGGACAUUAAAACAAACACUAUAUGACAACUCUCCAUGGUCAAGGAUAGUACAGUAGAACAACACUCCAAGGCUCCCCAUGUUCAAGAGCAUCUAAGGAAUCAAACAUUAGAUCAACAUCAUCACAAUGACUCUCCAUGUACAAGGUAAUGGGACAUUGAAACAAGCACAACAUGAUGUUCAAGACAUGUAAGGAAUCAGACAUUACAAAUCACUACGACUCUCCAUGUUCAAGGAUAUAGGACAUUAAAAACAAGACGACAUGACUACUCUCCAUUCAAGGAUAUAAAAAAAGGUACUAGACUACGAUUAUAACCACAACGCUCCUGCCUCUCCAAAGUCAAACCAAUGUGACUUCCCCUGCUCUGAACUCCCCAUAUAUUGGAGAGUAGGCCAUAACUUUAUGGAGGCCUAACUUGCGAUAUGGCUAACUUGAGAUACCCCUGUGUGUUCUGUUGUUUAUAUGUCCAGAAAUCGCUGUUUUAUCGAGAAGCCUGCGCUUUUGUCGUCACCCCCCCCCCCCCCCCCACCCCCCCAUCACUUGUCUCUGUCUUUUCUGUAAACGCACUGCAAAAGAAACCUCGCAGGUAGCAGGUCCAGCUGAAGUUUUUACUUUCCUAACUAACUCCAGUUUUUACUUUUUGUUUUAGAAUGCAAUCAUCGUGGUGAAAGUGGACAGUGUUGUGGUGUGUGUGUACACUGUGCAGGUGUCUCAAUGAACUUCAGAAAUCAUGAAAAAUAAAUCAUUACAGUAAUACUUUACUUUGGUAUGACGGAUCGUUUUCCAGAUCUGACUUUAUGGAAUCAUAUCAAGAAAAAAAUAAAUGAAACGUAAAUAAAACAAAGGAAAACAUGGUCUGUAAAAACGUGCCCUCCCCCCCCCCAAAAAAAAAUAUUUAAUACAUUUAUCUCAUAUCAGAAUGUCAGAAGAAGAACGUUUAUCAUUGUGAAAGAAAUGUGCACAGAUAUUUAAGAUUUAAAAAGAAUAAAUGUACACUAUUUUCAGAAAGACUACGCAUAGAAAACUAUGCUGUUGCUACUUUAAUGUUCACUGAAAUAAAUUUUACAGGAGACAUCCUAA
Salmo salar (Atlantic salmon) is the source of this 2326-nucleotide messenger RNA. Its product is annotated as lysosome-associated membrane glycoprotein 5. Gene Ontology annotation, biological process: establishment of protein localization to organelle. Gene Ontology annotation, cellular component: plasma membrane; late endosome membrane; lysosomal membrane. Lineage: Eukaryota; Metazoa; Chordata; Actinopteri; Salmoniformes; Salmonidae. The record is from RefSeq and is a predicted model, not a curated record.